Messenger RNA from Plasmopara halstedii, 6051 nucleotides. Its product is annotated as vps15 protein kinase. Gene Ontology annotation, molecular function: protein binding; ATP binding; protein serine/threonine kinase activity. Lineage: Eukaryota; Oomycota; Peronosporomycetes; Peronosporales; Peronosporaceae. Gene Ontology annotation, biological process: autophagy of peroxisome; protein targeting to vacuole; macroautophagy. The coding region runs from base 1 to 6051 and encodes 2016 amino acids. The transcript has a single exon. The record is from RefSeq and is a predicted model, not a curated record. Gene Ontology annotation, cellular component: late endosome; nucleus-vacuole junction; phosphatidylinositol 3-kinase complex, class III, type II.
AUGGGUAAUGCCGCGCCACGCGCGCAGCCACAAAGCGUACUAGACAGCGCGUCACAAUACCGCACGUUUUUAAUGGAUUACACACCGCGCUCAAUGGAUAUGAUGUUUGGAAGUUUGAUUGGAGACGGUAAGUUUUUGAAGAGUAUCUCUUGCAAGUGCGACGAGGGUCAUUUGGUCGUAAAAAUAUAUCGCAAAUACGACGAGCGGGAGUCUCUCACAAGCGCUGAGGUGGCACUACGUCGCCUUGCGCUCGCUUUUUCGGUGGAACAGCAACCAAACGUCAUUCCUUACGCGGACUUUCAGCUUUCUAAUAAAUACAAUGUUGCGUUUAUGGUACGCCAAUACUUUGCCUCGAAUCUGUACGAUCGCAUCUGCUCCAGACCGUUCCUUACUAUGGUAGAGAAAAAAUGGAUUGCAUUUCAGAUAUUGAGAGCGCUGGAGCAGAGUCAUGCAAAAGGAAUUUGCCAUGGAGAUGUCAAGCAGGAAAAUGUUAUGGUUACAAGCUGGAAUUGGGUCUUUCUGACAGACUUUGCACCUUUCAAACCCACCUAUAUCCCGGAAGAUGACCCUGCAGACUAUAAUUAUUACUUUUGUGCAAUUGACGCCACCCGUCGUGGGUGUAGUGUAGCACCAGAACGAUUUUAUGGAAAAGGAUACGCGUCUUCUGGUGGAUCGUCUGGAUCCACCUCCGGCCCUGGAGGUUACAAUGCGAUCAAAGCACCCGAUGCUGCGAUUAUGCUCUCCAAAAUGGCAGAUAGUGACGUGAGCGUGGAAGAGGUCGACAAACAGAUUCUGGCGAUGGGUAUGGGAAGUGGAAAUAUGGCAGGGGUUUCUAUGCAAACGUCACCUUCGACUACAUCAAAUGGUAAUGCGCCGUCAUCUUAUUCUCGUUCGCGUCGUGAAGGAAGUUUGUUGGAAUCUAUGGAUAUAUUCUCUGCUGGAUGCGUGAUAGCUGAGCUUUUCUUGGGUGGAAAGCCGCUGUUUGAUCUUCCGUCACUUCUGAAGUACCGCCGUACUGGGGAUAUAGAGACGCUUAAACAGCAGAUCAAAAAGGUGGGAGAUUGUGACCUUGAAGAAAUGCUUUUGCAUAUGUUGCAGCUAGAUCCGAGCGCUCGAAACUCGGCAAGUGGCUAUCUUUCUAAAUACACAAGUUUGAAUGGCUUGUUUCCAACGUAUUUUGAUAGCUUUCUGUUCCGAUUUUUGGUGUUGGUAUUAAGUCGGGGGGGGAAGGUGCCAGAUGCACGGAUUCGUCUUGUUUGUAAGUAUUAUGGUCGGUUGGUUCGUGAAAUUGCGGGCUUGGAAGACCCAGAAGGAGAAGAAUUUUUCAAGCUGCGCCUGAAAGAAGGGUACGGCUCCGACCGCCUAGCUACUGCUUCAGGAAGCGUGCAACAAAACCAUGUGGCGCAGCGUGUACUCGAAGAAUUGUAUCAGAAAAUUCCGGCUAAGCACGAUAAAUACACGGCUGAGCGAGACAACGUUGCUGUCACGAAACUUCAAAAGAUUAAGGAUAAAGAAAAUGACAUGCGCGGACUUAGUUCCACUAUGCAGAAGAAGAAGAUUGAAAAACUUCACGAUCAAUUUAAUGCCCUUACGCUAAAAAAAAACAAUCUGCUGCUUCUUGAUUACGCUCGCAUGUCAUCGACGAUUCCUUCAGAUGAAAAUUCAGUAGAUGAUGCCGAACUAAAAGGUGGGGAUGAAAUGCAAAUGAACGGAUCUUCAGUCAAAGCGAAUAUGUCGACACCUCCACCACACUCAAGUAAGACGAGACGGAUGAAGCCGCCGACAAAUCCUGCGAACGAGCCGUGGCCACAUGAUCGAAAUGGUAUAGUGAUAGUAUUGUCGCUAAUUUGCUCCAGUCUUCGGCAUGUUCAAGUCCCCGAAUCGAAACUUACUGCGUUGUACCUGAUCCGAGCGCUGGGUCAGUAUACAAGCGACGAAGCUCGACUUCAGCGUUUGAUUCCGUAUCUUCUUGAAGUAAUUGAUGAUCCAAGUGCGACCGUGCGUGCCUUGGCUCUUCGCACUAUCACCUAUUUGUUAUCGCUAGUGAAAUCUUUUCCGCUUGCCGAUGCCUCUGUAUUUCCUCAAUACGUGCUGCCCGCCAUGGUGCCAUUCCAAUCGGAUCCAGACGAGUUAGUGCGUAUCACAUUUGCCGAAUGUCUGCCCCAAUUAGCAGAGACAAGUCGCCGAUUCUUGGAACUAGCACACGCUAUGAAACAGAAGACGUCGACAUCUUCAAGCUCUGCCGCAACGCUAGCCGGCUUGUCCAACCGUAGCAACGAGACUUCUGCAUCAAAUACGAUGUACAUGGCAUCUAGCAGUUUUGAUAAGGAAUUGAGUGUGUUGCAUAAGAUGAUCUCGCGAUUUGUGAUUCAGCUAACUACACCUGAUCAGAAAGCAUCAUCAUCUCUUGUCAAGCGUGCUCUUCUCGUCGAUAUUACAAGACUUUGUGUGUUUUUCGGCCAAGAACGUACAUUGGAUGUCGUUUUGCCACAGCUCAUCACCUUUUUGAACGAUCCCGACUGGGAAUUACGUGGUGCAUUCUUUGACGCUAUCGUUGGAGUGUGUUCUUUUGUGGGGCCCGUGGCUGUCGAGCAAAACAUUUUACCUUGUAUUGAGCAGGCUCUUUUUGAUGUACAGGAGAUUGUCAUUACGAAAGCAGUAGAAUGCCUCACUGGAUUAUGUCAGCUUGGCCUAUUUCAAAAGAAGAUCAGCACGUUGGUGGAAAAGGUUCGUAUGACAUGUUCGCUGCUUUUGCAUCCGAGCUGGUGGAUUCGCUAUGCUGUACUGAAGCUGAUGGGAGAAAUUGCGUAUAAAUUACGAAGUGUGGACGCCAACGUUUUCUUAAGUCCGCUUUUACGGCCCUUUUUGCGCAAGAUGAUGGUAUUUUUACCUGGUGAAGACGUAAGUGAAGUCACAAAGCGACUUUGCGAUUGUUGCCGGCCUUAUGUUUCUCGCGAGACGUUUGAUCGUGCGCUUUUGGCGUCCUCAUCUUCUUCAGGCCUCGAUGACGUGAUUGCUGAAUUGGAACAAUCUAUCGCACAAGCCUCCGAUGAAAGUGACGACGAUGCUUCCCCACCUACGCCUAUGACGGUGAUGUCGACGACUUCACGUGAGUCAUUAAAUGAGCCAGUUGAUGAGUUGCUUCGACUACGUAAGAACAGAGACGCUCUACUGAGUUCGGAGUCCACAGACGGGUAUGGUAUGUUACGUCAGCAUUCGUCUGGUGCAGCUGUCGCAUCUUCUGCUGCGGUGACAACAGAAACUAUUCCAACAAACGGAGUGGCUUCCAUCUACGAUCAUCGCAAAAACGAAAUCCAGUCUCUUAAGCUUAUACAGCAAUACGUAUCAAUUGCCUCAAUGCAGAUGCGAAGCAAAUUGGAAUUGGCCAAGACAGAGCAGGCUGCGCGCAUGCAAGGAUCUUCUAGAAGCGAUCGUACUAGCUCACCUCAUGGUGCAGUGACUGGUUCUUCUGUAACUAUUGGAAGCGGAGCUAUUGGUACUACUAGCAAUCCAUUCGCUCGUAAGCUAUCGCGUUCGCAUCUUCGUGUACUUUUUGUGCCAGAUAUGCGGUUUGCACUUUCGACAGCACAACCUUUAAAGGCCUUUAAUUUUGGCAAUCCAGCGUCCUCGCAUGUUACUGCCAGUAGCAAUGCUACAUCGACAACUGCUACAUCAAAUUCCACUGCUCUUGUAACCAGAUCUCGGUCACAUGCAGCCACCAGCUCGCCGUCUCAUUUUGUUGGAUCGGCAACUUCCGUAGCUUUAAAUGGUGGUCAUGUACCCUCGUUGGAAAGCCUCUCCUUAACGCAUGUGGGCAGAAUGUACAGUCUUGUUGAGCCUAGCACACCAAUAUCCACAUCCUCAGUCACUGUAUCUGGCCCUUCCUCAAUUGGAUCCAUCUCCUCUUCGAUUGACGAGUCUGGACUAAGCCACGUGGAUUCCAAUCACUUUGCACCUACCAGUGGUGGUGUCAUGGUGAGUAUGCUUAACAUGAAUAUGCGCGAUAUGUAUGGCGGCGAUGCUGUAAAUAGCAUGUUGGAAACACAUCACCACUCAGUCCAUGCGUCGCCUGUAUCGCCUCCCCGGCAAAGAAUGAUGAAAAAAGCCCAUACAACGUAUCACCACUAUUUUGCAUUCAAGGAGUCAGCAAUGGAUCCAGCCUUAGGAAAUCCUCGCAAAUUACUAGCGCGGCUGAACGCGCUGGGCAUUCCGCCAUUGCCCCCUGAUCUUGGUGCCCUGCGGCUUACCGAUGGAUCACUUUACUCCAUUUAUAGCCAUGCGUCAAGUCCGUAUUGUCUGAUUGGUAAUAGUGGCACUGGCAGCUUUGGUGCUGGAGUAAAUGGAGCGCCAGGAAGUGAACGAGGGGGCGCAAGUGUGACUGUUGCGUCGACACCAGGCCAGGGCGGCAAUAAUAUUCAUUCUUCUGGCGGUGGAAAUACCUUCACCGCAGCGGUAGCAGUUGCUGCAGCCAUAAACGGAGGCGUCACACCUGCUAAUUUUGGUGGUCCCAGUAGUAGCAACGGUGCAGGAAGUACCUCAGGUGGUGUCAACGGAGCAUACAGUGGAAAUGGAUACCACUCGUUAUCGCGCAAUUGGCAACCACGUAAAAGUGUCUUAGUCGCGGAACUAGCAGAGCAUUCCGGAGCCGUAACUCGCGUAAAUGCUGCUCAAGACUACAGUUUUUUAGCAUCCGCUUCGAAUGAUGGGACAGUGAAAAUUUGGUCAGUAAGAUCCUUACAACACAGUGUCAACCAAGGAUCACGGUGCACGUACGAUGGACAAGGUGGCGUAAUUACCGAUAUGAAAGUGCUUACUAAUAGCCACUCGGUUGCCUCGGCUUCUAGUGAUGGAACGGUACACGUUUUUCGCGUGGACAAAGUCAAUUCAGUGGGUGGGAAUGUACAAGCCACAGGUAUCAAAGAAUUGCGAGCAAAUAAAAGCGCUGUCAUGGCAAUCGACUACCUGAAUAAUGUUACGGAGGCUCUGCUGUUGUAUGCCACUCGCGACGGCAAGGUCCACGCGUGGGAUCUGCGCAUGAGGCGUGAGGCUUGGACUCUCAGUAUCUCUCCUGAGUUAGGCUACGUUACGUGUAUAACGCACUCUCUCGACGUGAGCUGGUUAGCUGUUGGGACGAGUCGAGGCUUCUUGUGCUUGUGGGAUCUACGGUUUUUAGUUCUUAUACGUAUAUGGCGGCACUCGUCACACUACGCGAUCCACCGGAUUCAGCCCUGCUUGGGCUUGCCUAACACGUUACCGCUUGAUGAAACGUCAGUGCCGUUGGUCUUUGUGGCUGCAGGUGAUGGGGAGGUUGCGGUCUUUGACCUCAGUAUUGGCGCAUGUCGUGCUGUGUUCCGUACACUGGAUGCGCAGGCAUCUGAGGCUGAGGCUUGCAAGUGCCCAACACUUUUGCACGUGCCGAUUCCGCACCGCAGUCGCAGUGUCCUGGGGAGUUUUUUGGGAAUACUUGGUAUCACGAUGGCCUUCGAUGAGAUCUCUUCGUCUUCACUAAGUGAAGAGCCUAGUGUCCGAGCGAUGUUGUAUCCAUCUUUGCACGUGCGUGGCAUUGGGGAUGCGUUAAUUACGGGCGGUGAAGAUCGACAAUUGCGGUACUGGGAUAUUCGCAACGGAAAGCAGUCGUAUACCAUCUGUGGCAACGAAGAAGCUAAAUCGUUUUACGAUAUCCAGGCGCCUCCAAGCGAUUGGUGGCGCAUGAACUCAGGUGCUAUCUCUCCAUUACGUUAUAAUGAGAUGCCAGCAGCGCCCAUGUCGACUACUGCUGCCAUUACCAAACCAGAGUUGGCUUGGAGCAAGCUAAGCCCACCUCUUAUUACUGUGUGCCAGGAUUCAUCUUUCUAUUCGGGAGCAGCUGCAUCAAGUUCUGAUGGUGUCGAGUCAGCGAUCAGCAUGGAGAGAAGAGGUCUCGUUCCCCCGUCUCCGGCACACACUGACUGUAUCCUUGAUUUAACGCUGGUGGAGUUGGGAACUAGCCAAAAUUUAAGCCCCAUGCUUGUUUCUAGUGGUCGCGACGCACUUAUUAAAGUUUGGAAAUAA